This is a messenger RNA of Poeciliopsis prolifica (blackstripe livebearer), 1688 nucleotides long. Its product is annotated as ras-related protein Rab-39B-like. The record is from RefSeq and is a predicted model, not a curated record. Gene Ontology annotation, molecular function: GTP binding; GTPase activity. Gene Ontology annotation, cellular component: Golgi membrane. NCBI's taxonomy places the organism in Eukaryota, Metazoa, Chordata, Actinopteri, Cyprinodontiformes, Poeciliidae. Gene Ontology annotation, biological process: Rab protein signal transduction.
CUGCCGCUGCUGUUGGUGGUGGUGCUGUGUCCUGCUGCCAUUUCGGAUGAUCACACGGAAAUAUCAGCAGCUCCCAUCACUAGCUUCACUAGCUGCACUGGCUGCUCUGCGCGCUCAGCAGCUCCAUUCUGCACCUUUGAAACCGUCAACUGGACGGGUUCAUGUGUUGCGUCUUUUGGAGGUUAUUCCUGUAAGAAGCUGCAUCAUAGCUACCGAAAGCCUCAGGGGUCAUUUUCAGAAGACACAGUCAUCAACAUGGAGCUUGUUUUUUACUGCUGCUGAGCUCAGAACCAAGACUAAACUCACAUGAGUCAUGGAGACAAUAUGGCUUUACCAGUUCCGUCUGAUCGUCAUCGGAGACUCCACAGUGGGCAAGUCAUGUCUGAUCCGGAGGUUCACAGAGGGCCGCUUGCCCAAGGUGUCAGACCCCACUGUGGGCGUAGACUUCUUCUCUCGCCUGGUGGAGAUCGAGCCAGGAAAAAGGAUCAAACUUCAGAUCUGGGACACUGCAGGACAAGAGAGGUUCAGGUCCAUUACCAGAGCCUACUACCGUAACUCAGUGGGUGGCCUUUUGCUCUUUGACAUCACAAACCGCCGCUCCUUCCAGAACGUCCAUAACUGGCUGGAGGAGGCGCGAAGUCACGUCCAGCCGCAUAGCAUCGUCUUCCUGCUCGUUGGCCACAAGUGUGACCUGGAGGCCCAGCGUCAGGUGACCCUGCAUGAGGCGGAGAAGCUGGCAGGGGCCUAUGGGAUGCGUUAUGUGGAGACUUCGGCACGGGAUGCUAUUAAUGUGGAGAAGGCGUUUGUAGAUUUGACGAGGGAAAUCUUUGAGCUGGUCCGAAGUGGGGACAUCCAGAUCCAAGAUGGCUGGGAAGGAGUAAAAAGUGGAUUUGUUCCCAACAUGGUCCAUUCCUCCGAAGAAGUCACCAAAGGGAGCCGGCAGUGUUUCUGCUGAUGGCUGCAGCACCUGAGCUGGAAGGUGGUAUAAAUAAAACCUCACCAGACCGAAGUUUUCUGCUGCUGCUGCUUUCAGGCCAGAUUUUUGGGACUGUUACUCACUUUACUCCUACAUGUACGGCACUGUUUAACCAUCCGUUUUAAGCUACGCUCAGAUUCCCAACAGGUGUAGAAGCACAAGAAGCAUCCUGACCCCUCACCUUUCCGUCUGCAUGCAUCCGUGUGUCUGUAGCUUUUAGCAACACUGCAGCCACUUUUGGCCUUUUUCUCAAGUGAUAACUCCUGUGGCUGGUUAUGUCGAAGCCAGAGACUCAUACUGCCAGUCUGGUGUCCAUCUGUUCAUGUAUCCACAAGAAAUUAGUCUGGAUGGAAGACUGAGGCUCACCGCUAACCAUUAGAAGAAAACGUUGUUGCUGUCCAAUUGGACAGCUGUGCCAUGGAUAUGACUUGCUGUGUACAUGGAGACAACAGAAGCAAUGAAUCAAGCCAGUAGUUGGGAUUUUUCUAUUGGUUUGCCUCUAACUGCUGAAGGGAAUAGUUGGUCAGAAGGAAAAUCUUCUGUAGCUGCUCACUGACUGCCUUUAAGAACAGACCAUAGGAAGGUUAUUAACCGGACAAUUUUCUUACUUGUGUUUCAGAUUGGUCUAACGAUAAGAGUGUAUGCAUUUGUGUGGUAGUUUCAUGUUGUGCAUCUGUUCAGUUUAUAAAAUAUACCCUGCAAACCCCAUGGA